AUGACGCUUCGUUGGGACAAAGAGAACAAAGUCUUGCACCGCGGCGGCAAAGUCUUCAACUCCUCCCGUCUAGAAUGGUCAACCCCCAAGACGCCCAAGCUGGGCGGCUCAGAAGUCACCCCGCUCGAGGCCCUGCGGCACCUUGCAAAACACAAGACCCUGCGGAGAGUCCCCGUGGGCGUCAUCGGCGGCCGGACACCGACGAACAAGCAGCGGGAACUCGCCCGCCAGCUGGGCGCGGCCAUGGCCGACCACGGGAUGCAGCUCAUCUGCGGUGGCAAGGGCGGGGUGAUGGAAGCGGCCUGCGAGGGUCACGCUGCCCACGGCGGGCUGCCCGUGGGGAUACUGCCCGACGGAGAGUGGGAUGCCGCGAACCCCUUUUGUGCCAUCCCCAUCGCGACUGGCCUCGGCGUGGCGCGGAACGCUGUCAUCGCGAGGGCGAGUGUUGCUCUGAUUGCCGUGGGGGGCGGCAUGGGUACGCUUUCCGAGAUGGCGAUGGGUAUCCAGUUCAAGCGGCCCGUGUUGAGACUGGACGGGGCCCCGGAGGUUGAAGGCGCGGUCUCCGUCGGGACCAUAGAGGAGGCCUUGGAUCGCGUUGCUCGUCGCUUGCUCUCGCUCUGA
Molecule: messenger RNA, 621 nt
Organism: Clonostachys solani
Lineage: Eukaryota; Fungi; Ascomycota; Sordariomycetes; Hypocreales; Bionectriaceae
Source: the annotation of a GenBank genome assembly